Prionailurus viverrinus (fishing cat) is the source of this 929-nucleotide messenger RNA. It is a transcript of the gene NOL7, whose product is annotated as nucleolar protein 7. The record is from RefSeq and is a predicted model, not a curated record. Gene Ontology annotation, molecular function: RNA binding. NCBI's taxonomy places the organism in Eukaryota, Metazoa, Chordata, Mammalia, Carnivora, Felidae. The transcript has 8 exons. Gene Ontology annotation, cellular component: nucleus. Bases 52 to 828 code for a protein of 258 amino acids.
UUGCGCGUUGCUUCCGGGUCAGAGGCCGGACGGCCGGGCGCUGUGUGGGCCAUGGUGCAGCUGCGGCCUCGCGCGUCCCGCGUCCCGCCGUCGGCGAUGGUGGACGAGGGCCAGCCCGCCUCCGAGGAGGAGGAGGAGGCGGAGCACGGCCUGUUGCUCGGGCAGCCCAGCAGCGGCGCGGCCGCGGAGCCGCUGGAGGAAGACGACGAGGAAGGGGACGACGAGUUUGACGACGAGGCCCCGGAGGAGCUGACUUUCGCCAGCGCCCAGGCGGAAGCACGAGAGGAGGAGCGGCGGGUUCGGGAGUCGGUGCGCAGGGACAAAACGCUCCUGAAGGAGAAGAGGAAGCGACGCGAGGAGCUGUUCAUCGAACAAAAGAAAAGGAAACUCCUUCCGGAUAACAUUCUAGAGAAGUUAACUACAGCCGGACAGACUAACAUCAAGAAAUCAUCAGGAAAGUUGAAAGAAGCGAAUUUGCAGAAGGAAAAUGAAGACUGUGACAAAGGAAGUGAUUCCAAGAAAGCUAAAGUACAAAAAGUACAGUCUGUCGGCCAGAAUAAAAGCUACUUGGCUCUAAGGCUAAAAGAUCAAGAUCUGAGAGAUUCAAGACAGCAAGCAGCAAAAGCCUUUAUACAGAAUUCGUUAUAUGGUCCAGGAACCAACAGAACUACUGUAAACAAGUUCCUGUCUCUUGAAAAUAAGAGGUUACCAGUGAAAAAGGCUGCAGCCCAGUUUCUGAAUAAUGCUUGGGGAACUCAGAAAAAACAAAAUGCCAAGAGGUUUAAAAGACGGUGGAUGGUCAGAAAGAUGAAAACGUCUAAGAAGUAAAUCAAAUGAAGUAAAUGAAGGAUGAGAACUUGUAUGUAUAGGACUCAGUUAUUUGGUUUAGAAAACGCUCUUAAAAAGAUCUAAUAAAUGAUUUACAAAGA